This is a messenger RNA of Lodderomyces pseudojiufengensis, 603 nucleotides long. RefSeq lists its product as uncharacterized. The coding region runs from base 1 to 603 and encodes 200 amino acids. Gene Ontology annotation, cellular component: endosome. The transcript has a single exon. NCBI's taxonomy places the organism in Eukaryota, Fungi, Ascomycota, Pichiomycetes, Serinales, Debaryomycetaceae. The record is from RefSeq and is a predicted model, not a curated record. Gene Ontology annotation, molecular function: phosphatidylinositol-3-phosphate binding.
AUGAGUAAAAAUAACGAUCGUCAAGGCAACAAUCAUCAUCAAAAUAACAAUAGUUCUAGAAAACAAAGGUCAAAUACAUUGACAAAACUAAAUAACAUCCUACCAGCACCAAUAGAAUUGAAUAAUGGAGAGUCACUCGAAAACCAUAAAGCAAAUCACAAAGCUCAUAUAACAGAUGUCAGAAUUGGAGAUUAUCAUCAAAUAAAAGGGGAUUAUGGUCUACUGUAUAUCGUAUGGCAAAUUAAAAUUACUAUAAAUGAUUUAGAUUUUUCAUCUAUUAUACUAUAUAAGAGGUACAAUGAUUUAUUAAAUUUUUAUAAUGAAUUGAAACAAAAAUAUAAUAAUCGACCUCAAAAUAAUAAUCGAAUAAUAAAUGAUUUAGAAAAUGAUAUUGAUGAUAUUAUAGAUAUAAAUAAUAAUAAUCUUAAUAUAAUAAUUCCCAAUUUACCACCAAAGGAUUCAUUAAGUUUUGAUAGAUUUAUAGUGAGUAAAAAUUGGUUAGAAGAAAGAAGAAAAGGUUUACAAUGGUUCUUAAGUAGUGUAUUAUUGGAUCCUAUAUUACAAAAUGAUCCAAUUGUGAAAAAAUUUGUACUAGAUAAAUAA